UGCGAGAUUUAGUUGCAAUUGGAUUUCGACGCGAGUAGGCAGCAAGGGAUUUGCCACUAUAGCGAGUGGGCGCUUUGGUUUGGUAGCCUUCAAUCAAGUGUAGCUGCAGAACUUUCACUAAUAUGUGAGAGCCUAAAUAUUUCGGUGCACAAUCUAGUAGGCCCCGCGCAAGUUGGUUGUUCAUGGUUGCGCGGUCGGUAGCUUUGUGACGGCGACGUGUUCUAUUUUUAGUGAAUGGGAAAAUUGGGAAGAAAUGGUGCCACCACAGUGAAAUUGUCUAGUGACAAUUAGCGAUGGGCUAACAUCAAAGAGAGUUUUUGUGUGAAUCAGAGAAGUUGAAAGAGGAAUUUGUGUGUUGGUGUCGGAAAUCCCUGCCUAAUGAAUCUUGAAACUGAAUGUUUGUGUGUAUCUUUUAUUCAUCGCCACUUAGGUCUACCAUCGAGUGGAACGGUUGUGUUGUAUAGUGCCCAUGGGGACGGUCCAAGUGUUUCUUUGAUUGCGGUUUGAUUCACUUUAUCUCUCGUUGCGAGUUUAGUGCACCAGUGCGUUGAAUCGGGGAAGAUGGCAAAUAAAAGAUAAAGCCAGCACAAAGUGUCGAGUCGGGUUAUAAACGCAUCUAUCAGCUACCAGUAUGCGUACUCCUGAAUCAACAAACAAAAAAAUAUGUUAUGUUGCGUAGCCACCCACACAGCGAUGGAUGAAUGAAGGCAAUGCACGGUGUGGCAUUUUGGGCUGCUACAAGCCGCCCUGCACACACAUACGUCGGAUCGCACUUUCGGUCUUUUUUCUAAAGACUGGCGACAGUGGAAUGUGAAUUAAAAUUCUGUCCGUUUCUUCGCAUUGGGAAGUUAAGUUGAUUGAAAAAGGUUUUUUUUUGUCAUUCUGCCGCAGACAAAACGAGAUCCGAGAAGAAAGCAAAUCGAAGUUGUAUUAUUUACUAUCAGAACUCUCACUUAUGCAGGUUUUAGUAAGCAGCAACGCAAGACUGCCGAUGGAUGAUUUAGUGAGGAAAUAGAGCGAGUCGAGUCAUCAUCGGGUCGGUGCAUCGGCUUACAAACAGUCAUUGAUCACAUUAGAGAAGUGCAGCAAGGCAAGGCCGCCUAUGGUGACAUGUGCGUGAAAAAGAAUGUGCUACUGUGCGGUAAAAGUGGUUCGCUGAGGUGGAAUUAGGCGGCCGUAUUAGUUGGUUGGUAAAAGAUUAACAACAACUACCACUACAGCUUAGAAAUGCAGGAAAAUGCUAACGUGUUGCACGGCGUUGAUGAUGAUGAUGAUGAUGGUUCUAAUCCCACGGAAGUAAGAUAUAAUAGCAACGAUAUCGAUCGAAGUGAGGACUCGUACCGGGAGGACAUCGGUGAAAGCAUCAGAAAUAAGCCAAACAGUGCGCUGGUCGGUAAACUCGGCUGCGACAGAAAUAUUCGGCCCGCUUCCUUGCCAAUUAGAAAAUGCUUCAAUUAUACGGAAGAUGGUGGUGAUGGUAGUGGUAAAGUGGAUACUGAGCGUGAUUUAAACUUGCGAGAGCUGAAUCAGUCGCAAAACGAGGAGGCAACAUUCCUUAGUCCUACGGAGGGGCAUUUUUGGAAACGUUAUGCUGAGGUUUCCAAGUUCAGAAAAGACAAUAACAGUGGAGAAUGUUCCGCAAAGAAUCGUCGAAGGUCAGACACAUCGUUCAUGUUAGCGAAGCAAAGACUAUCUUCAUUCAGUCUUGGAGGGCAGGGAAUGAAUGCGGAGACAAUGGACGACGAUUUAGCACCGCUUUUACCCAGCAAAAGAGAAUUGUCACAGGAGGACCUCUAUCAAUCUCAAACAUCACUAGUUUCCAGCUCCGAAGGCGGCAUACUGGCGGAAGGCGAGGAAACUUCGAGUGAAUCGCAAGUGUCGGACAACUCUCGCAGCCCAGCAUGUGUUCUAGGAUUGGUCGAGCGUUUACUGAGAACUCAUCCAGUAUGGUUCCUACCAGGAAUCCAACGUUCUGGUGCUGUGCAUUUAUUACAAGGAAAAGAAGAAGGGAACUUUAUCGUACGAGGAUCAAGUCAGGCCAAAACGAUGGCAGUCUCCGUACGUCUUCCACUGGAUUGUGGUCCGUACAUAGAACACUAUCUUAUCCAAUCCAACGAAGGAUUGCUAAGCCUGGAAAGCUCUCGGUUCAAAUUCGAUUCCAUUCCUUCGCUCAUAGCUCACUAUUCUCAGUGUUGUGAUGAGCUUCCGGUUCAGCUGUGUCUACCGAAAGCACUAAGAGAAGCGAAAAAUCGACAACAACUUUCGUCCCUGGCUCUCCUGGGACAGGAGUUUUGGCGUUAUCCGAUGGCAUCGCCAAAACCUAGAACUCUGCUAUCGGCCAACUCUAGUCAUUUAAACACGCCCUCGGACGCAACCCACUCGAGUGGCAUUGGUCUAACCUUUAAUAAUAAGAACGUGCCCAGUUUAAACUCAUUCGGUCAUGACAACAACGCAAACAAUAUGGGUCCAGGAGAGACACCGACCGAUACGAUAUCUACGCUGAGCAGUUUCACUGUCGGUCAUGGCCAGCAGCUUCUAAGUCCGGAAUCGAUCGACAGUGCCGUGGUGUGCUCGCCUACCGAUCCCAACCAAACGGGAAUCAUUGGUAAAACCAGCACGUUUAAGUCGAAACGGUCAUUGCCCUCACCGACGGUGGCUUCCUAUGAUGUCGAGAAACAGAUCGAAAUUUUCAAUGCCAAUCUGUUUGCCAACAACAACAGCAGCAGCAGUCAUGAGUCAAAGUUGAAUGAAUCCACCGGAUCUAGUACGUUGGAACGUCAGUUGAAAACACCACGACCGACGCCGCCGAAUACGCUGAACAUUAAACCGAUUCGAAGUCCUCCGGCACCGCCAGCAAGGCGUCUCAAGCCUCCCAGUGCUGUAAGUACUCCAAACGAUCCCAACCAGUCAUUCUCCAACAAUAUCACCGUAACCACGACGGUGACAUUCUGUGUCGACAAUCACACCAAUGCACAAAUCAUCGAAUUGGUCUCUCCGAAUGAAAGCAAUAAAAAUUUUGCAACAUUUCAGAAACGUCUACCACCGGACGGAGAGUGUCAUAUGCCGGGUGCGGUAAUGAAAAACCAGGAACUGGAUGAUCGGUUUUCGGAUUCCGAUAAUAAUUUUAUGGCAAUUCAAUCGCCUCUUAGUCAUCCCGGGAAUGGGUUGGCGUUCCGGAAGAGUAGCAAAACGGAUUCGAGUUCCACCGUGAUCCAUCAUACCAGCCGUACCAGUAGAAGAAGCAAGCGGAAGGAAUCGAAACACUAUCAGGAGUCUGACAUUCUGGAGUCACCAUCCGUCUACUGCCGCAGUAAUUUAGGAGAUAAAAUUAGCGAUUAUGAGGAUAUCUGGACACAGGAUAACAAUGGAAAUACAACCCUGAUUAAACUGGACAAAGUAUCAACCUUCAAACCCACCAUUCUGGAGAAGCCGGUGGAACUGUUAUCGCCAGGCAUUGUGAGCCACGAACAGUUUAACCACUCACUGACUGAACCACCUACACCGUACAAUCCAACGUUCCACGAGCAGUCGAAAACGUCCCUGAUGUCUUCGUUCAGCACCGACAAUGUAAUUCAGCUCCGACAGCAUAGAGAUGCGAGUAGUGAUCGCAGCACCCCGACUGAGUUGCACCAUCGCAACGUGCUGAAAACGUUUACGCCUGCUGCGACACCCACGGAAAAGCCACUACAUAAUCCAAUGCUGGAGCCGCGCUAUCGAAUGGGGCUUUGUUUUCCGAAUGUUGUCAAUCGAUGUGAAGUGAAUGGCAGUGAUGUCCACGGAAAAAUUAGAACGGAAACACCACCGUUGAACAAUUGCAGCAGCAACACUGGUUCAGCCAAACAGGACAGUCCAUUUUAUGCCGAUCCGGCUGAUGUUCUGAAUAGUAUUGUACGGAGAAGUCCUCUGCGCAGGUCAACUGCUCUUGCCAGUAAUCAGAGGCAUUCGGAACCUCCGAAGCAGCUGCUGUCCGGUUUUGAUGCUCAGUCUCCGCUGAUGUGGGCCUCGAUCGAGCAGGAUGUUAAACAGAGGAACCCAUUCGCCGCAUCGCUCGAUGAGUUGAAGAAUCCCCGAAACCCCCAGUACAGGUAUGGCGGAGAUCGGUUGCAGUUUGAGCGUUUGUCGCUCGAACAAACAGAAAACAACGACUAUGAUAAUGACCUGCGUUGGCUGAGAGAGCAAACAAAACCGGAUGCGAUGGUUCAGAAGAAUGUGAUAAUAUUGCCUUCGAGUCCGGAAAGCAUCAACAACAACAAGAGUAACAAUAACAACAACAACCAACACAAUCACCACCAUCGAGUAGUGACGGUGCAUCAAAUUAUUGCCAAUCGUUUGCCAAACCUUGACUUGCCAGAGAUUCCAGGUAAUAGCGCCAACUCGAGAGAGUUGAAAGAAACGACCGAAUACGCUGCAGGUACUCUGACGAGGGCUCAACGCAAAUCCGCUUAUGAUAAUGUCGAAAAGCAUAACGUCGCAUAUGCCUCGUCCGUCAUUAACAGCGCUCAGUCCGAUGAUGGGACAGUUUUUUCCGAACCGUGGGACAGUUCCCAAUGGGAUAGCUUUCUACCUCAAGACAUUCAUUCCAUGUGUUCCACAGAUAAUGCCGACACCUUGCCCAUGGGUGAAGCUAACAACCAUUCAGGUAGAAAUAGCGAACGAUACGGAUCCCGAAAUGAUCUGGCCUCCGGUGGUUACAACAGCUUGUCACUGCGUCGGGAUUUAAGAGUGAAGAAGACGAACGGUUCCUCGCAAAAGAUUGCCACCAUUCUGCGCUCGAGGAGCUGCCGGGAUCGAGAAGUUCUAUGCCACCCCCGCAACAAGACUGUCUUCAGUGGACCGGGUGAAACAAUUGGCAUGUAUGCGUUAUCCCUCGCGGAUUAUACCGAGUCUACCUUCUCGCGGAAUAUUCUAAACUUUAUAUCGUGCACCAAAGAGUCGAAAGCGGCUCCGCAGGUUAUAAUGCGCAACAUGCGCCAGUUUAUGAGCGGAAUGAAGAACUACUUAGUGAAGCACGGUGAGGGUGAAUUUGCGGCCGAGGUGCAGAAGGCGCGAUCUCAGCUGAAAUCGGACGAGUUUCUGAAUCUCGACUCGAUACUGGAGGAGGUGAUGCAUCGGCUGGUGAUCCUGCCACUGAGGGAACAUCUGUACGGGCUGUUUGUGGAUUACUACACGCAGUCCGGCGACAUUCAGCUGCUGGUGGAGAAGGUCAAGCAGGCAUCCGGCCGGGGAUCGAUGGUGUUUGGAAUCAAGAACACGGUCACCCCACCGAGUGCGAGUGCUUUGCGUCAAAUUUCCACCCUGUUUGUGCGGCUGCAGGAAGCGGAACUGCCGUUGGAAAAGCUGGACUUACUUCUGACGGCAGUGUCGACCAUUUUCGAGGCAACCAGCUGCACCAACGGGCAGCAGUUGAGUGCCGACGAUUUCCUUCCAGUAUUAGUGCUAGUGGUUGCCCACUGUGGCUUCAUCGGGGCCGAGAUCGAGGCGGAGUACAUGUGGGGCUUGAUACAGCCCUCACUGCUCAGCGGGGAAGCCGGUUACUAUUUGACGGCACUUUGCAGUGCUGUUCACGUGCUGAAAAACUUUUCCCUACAGGAUCACGACGGGCUUUCGGGAUCGGUGGAGUGGACAUCGCCUACCUUUCCGGAGUGCUCUUCGGUGCUACGGGUCAUCAUUCCCGACGAGUACAAUGGUUCCAUUCAGACUCGUACUCUUCCGAUACGACCUCAUACAACGACGAGGGAGGUGUGCCGGAUCAUCGCUCACAAGGCACGGAUCACAAACGCUCAAGAUUAUGGGUUGUUCAAGUUGAUUGAUGGAGAAGAAACUCUUCUGCAAGAUAACGAGUGUCCGCAGGAUGUGCGGAUGGCGGCUUGUGGUAAGCACUGUAUGAUUGCUUACAAGCGAGUGGACGCGAAAAUCGCCUGGCCUACGGUAAUGCCGACGACGUUGACUGAUAGUAAUCAAUAGCAUUAUGAAACUAGGUUUUUUCAAAAUAUACAUUUUAUUUAUUGCAACUCUA
Topomyia yanbarensis is the source of this 6016-nucleotide messenger RNA. It is a transcript of the gene spri, whose product is annotated as protein sprint. Gene Ontology annotation, cellular component: endocytic vesicle; cytosol. The transcript has 16 exons. Gene Ontology annotation, molecular function: guanyl-nucleotide exchange factor activity; small GTPase binding. Gene Ontology annotation, biological process: vesicle-mediated transport; signal transduction. The record is from RefSeq and is a predicted model, not a curated record. Lineage: Eukaryota; Metazoa; Arthropoda; Insecta; Diptera; Culicidae. Bases 1228 to 5964 code for a protein of 1578 amino acids.